AGUACAUGGUUAAUCGGUAUAGCCGUCAAAGUUUAUCCCAUAUUAAUGUAUUGUUCACUGUCAAAAUAAUUUAUUAGUUGAUAUAUUUAUUUGAAUAGGAUGUAUAAUAUGUUUUCAUACAUAUUAUUCAAUCGUUAAUAGAAUUGGAGUGCUAAAUAUACCUUAAAUGCAUUCAUCUCUUUUAGAUCUCGACAUAAUUCAUUCUCCGUUCAGGGUUAAUUCAAUGAGCGCACUGCCAGGUACUGCAUGUUCGUAAGAAACGUGUCAAACGGCAUUCGCCAGUAGCUCGUGCAAGAUGAUAGACAAAAAGGAUAGUUUACUUCUUUUGACGCUGAUAAGUUUUUUCGUCGUAAUAUCUGCGACGGAAUACAAUUGUGACUGUGAAGAACAUUCGGAAACUGAAGAGGAUGGAGCUUAUCGAUUCUUACACUACACCAAGCCUCUGCGUUAUCAAAUUUACAUAGAUCCUUGUAUAAGUGAUGGGAAUUUUAGUGGCUACGUUCACAUAGAUCUACUCGUACUGAAACCAACAAAAAACGUGUCAUUGCAUUCACAAGAUCUGGAAUUUUGUGAAGAAGGCGUUUACCUCACGUUGAAAGGAAGUCUGAACGAAAGUCUCGAAGUUUUGAAGCCUGUAACAAACUCUGAACACAGUGCGAAAUCAUUUCAGGACUCGGAUGAAAUGAUAAAUGACUCAUCUGAAACUGUUAAGCCUAGUGGAUACGUGUACCAUAAAAAGGAGCAAACAGUCACUAUGCAAUUCGAAGAGUUCUUGUUGCCCGGAACUUAUUCCCUUGAAAUAAACUAUAUAGGUACCAUUCAUUCAAAUCCUGUAGGUAUUUACCGAAGAACGUACAAAGAUCUCGACGGGGAAAAUAGAGUUAUGCUAUUGACAAAUUUUUUCCCCACAUCGGCUCGUCGAAUUUUUCCAUGUCGAGAUGAGCCUGAGGCAAAAGCGGAAAUCUACUUUACUAUGCAAACCUCAUUAAACUAUACGACUAUUAUGGCGAACGCGCCAGAAAACUACGUUGAAUAUAAAGAAGGACAAAGGUGGAUGCAUUACCACCCUAUAGCGAAUUAUUCGACUUAUCAACUGAAUUUUGCAGUACUAAGUAACCUGAAAAAUGUGACGAACUUUGAUGGAAAAAGAACUUACGUAAUAUACAGUGUGAAUUCUGAUUUGAAAUCAGUAAAAAUUUCACAAGAUAUUUAUGAAAAAACAUUGCCAAUAAUGGAGAAUUACACAAACACGCCGUAUCCUUUGGAUAGUUUCAUCAAUCUUAUGUUAUCCGAUAGUACAAAUGCUACAUCUUCCGCUAGUUUGGGCUUUAUCACGACUAAAAAAUCUACUACUGUGUACCAUGAACGAUCUGGACCUCACAAGAAGAAAGACAUAGUUUUACAAGCUUCACGAGAUAUCGCUAGUCAAUGGUUUAACCAGCUAAUAAGUCCUGUGUCUUGGAAGUAUAUGUGGCUGAAUGAAGGUCUUACUGAAUAUAUGAAAUACUAUUUAGCGGAUAAAGUCUUGCCAAAUUGGAGAUUGAAAGAAAAUUUUGUCGUCUGGGAGCUGCAACGAAGAUCGUUUAUCCCAAAUCGAAUUUCGGACGCCCCAGCGCUAAACAAAAAUGCGUCUGAGAAUCUAAAAGAUGUUCAAUACUUACCUAAUCAAUCAUCUACCUCAAUGGGAGCAUCCUUGAUAAGAAUGAUGUCCCACUUUCUCUCAGAAAACGUUUUUCAAGCAGGGAUAAGAAAUUUUUUCAAAACCAAUAAACAUAGAUCUAUUGAACCGAACCACUUUUGGAAGGCCAUUCAAGAAGCCAUCGACGAUUCAAAAGAUAAAAGAUUAGUAAAUAUCAGCAUAUCUGAAAUAAUGUCAACAUGGACGAAUACAGAGUUCUAUCCUGUAAUAAAGGUUUCGAGAAACUAUACCACUGGUUUGAUAACAGUUUCUCAAACACCAGCUGUCAAAUUCUUUGGAUUGACUGAGAAAAACGUGACGGAGAAGUGGUGGAUCCCGCUGAACUAUGCGACAAAGACUAAUCCAAAUUUUAAUAACACCUUUCCAAGCCACUGGUUGAAACCCAGUGUCGAAGCAUUGGAAAUCGAAGGCGUGCAUAGCGAAGAUUGGGUUAUUUUUAAUAUUCAACAAACAGGUUACUAUCGCGUCUUAUACGACGAGGAGAAUUGGAAACGUUUGGCACAGGUUUUAAACAGUGACGAUUGUCACAAAAUUUCUCCUAUCAAUCGUGCCCAAAUCAUUAACGACGCAGUUCAAUUUGCACUCAAGAGACACCUGAACAUGAGUAUCUUUCUGGAUCUCGUAUCAUAUUUACAACGUGAGACUGAAUACGUGUCGUGGUACGAUGCUCAAUUCAUAUUCAGUUUUCUGAACUACCAUCUAUCAAAUACUCAAGCAUACGAGAGUUUGAGAAAUUUCAGCUUGCGUCUAAUAAUUCCUCUCGUCGAUAAAAUCGGUUAUGAAGAUCGGCCAAACGACGAUUUCUCCACGUUAAUGCUGAGAAGAAUCAGCAAUCAUUGGGCAUGUCAUUUCGGAUACAAAAAGUGCUGGAACAACGCCACGGAGCAGCUUGGGGCUUAUUUGAAUACGAAAAAAUCGAAGUUGAAAGGUUCCGUGGAUUUACAAGAAUGGGCUCGCUGUGUUGGCUUGAAUGGAGCUAACGAAACCAUAUGGAACAAGAUGUUGAAGAAAUAUCAAGAGACCUUAUCUGAAUAUUCACUCAUAUAUCUGGCGUGUUCAGAAAAUAUGGUCAUAUUGAAUAAUUUUCUCAACAUGACAACCUUCAACAAGUCGGUAAUACCCGCGAACCAAGUUUUAUCGGUAUUUAAAUCGGUGUGCUUAUACCCGUCAGGAGAUAAUAAGCGAAUCGAUUUAUGCUUAAACUUUAUUAAUCAAGAAUUUGAUAAAAUUCAGUCAAGACUUAACUCAACCGAAACCUUUACGUAUCUGCUCGAUCUGAUGGCAUCGGAAAUAAGACAGAAAACACAGCUAACACAGUUUAAACAUAUACUGGCCGAAGAACGAGCAGCCUUUGCGUCUAAUGCUUUAAGCGCAAGAUUGAAGCAAACUGAGAGUCGUAUACUGGUCUUCGAUCAGAAAGCAAAUUAUUACGAGCCAUACUUGAAGGAAAAAUUAUCACAGUUCUGAUAUAAUUGUAUUUUUGUCGUAAAUAGCGUAUCAAGCCAGUUCGUCACAAUAAUAAAAUGUCUGCGGCUUGCAUUCGUAUUUCAAGGCUGUAUAACAUCUAA
This is a messenger RNA of Nasonia vitripennis (jewel wasp), 3267 nucleotides long. RefSeq names its product aminopeptidase N. Gene Ontology annotation, molecular function: zinc ion binding; metalloaminopeptidase activity; peptide binding. Bases 296 to 3166 code for a protein of 956 amino acids. The transcript is spliced from 11 exons. NCBI's taxonomy places the organism in Eukaryota, Metazoa, Arthropoda, Insecta, Hymenoptera, Pteromalidae. Gene Ontology annotation, biological process: peptide catabolic process; proteolysis. The record is from RefSeq and is a predicted model, not a curated record. Gene Ontology annotation, cellular component: cytoplasm.